Messenger RNA from Penicillium chermesinum, 567 nucleotides. RefSeq lists its product as uncharacterized. Lineage: Eukaryota; Fungi; Ascomycota; Eurotiomycetes; Eurotiales; Aspergillaceae. The record is from RefSeq and is a predicted model, not a curated record. The transcript is spliced from 2 exons. Bases 1 to 567 code for a protein of 188 amino acids.
AUGUCUACCGGAGGAUAUGAGAACUGCACGAGAGGGACGUUUUACGGCUUCAGCGACAAUGCAAAUAAUGAAUUUUGGCCCGGCGAGACGGUCAAUCUGCAAUGGGGCGCAGUCGAUAAUGGCGACCGGAGGCUAAACCUCUCACUUGGCCGGGUGGGAGCGCGAGCAACCUUCACGACCGAUAGCAAUCUCUACCAACUGGUCUCCAAUACCACCGCAAACUGCACCCUCGAACAAUACACAUGGGCCAUCCCUUCAGACUUCAACACGACCAACCCAGAAUAUCAAAUCGGGUUAUUCGACGGCGAAGCGAACCUGGGCGACAAUGGUAUCCCCUUGAACGGCUUCAUCUCCUGGACACCCGCCUUCUACGUUCGGCCCAAGGCCGAAGCAACAUCUGCGUUGAAGACAGCGAGCGCCACAGGUCUAGUGACCGGCACUGGUACCGCGCUCCAUCAACCCCCCCCAUGGAAACAAGCGCAUCAACCCAUUCAAACACGCAUGGCCACAGUCAACAUCAUUCUUCUCACUCAUCGAGCCUUGGGAUCGGCUUGGGUGUCGGAUUAG